This is a messenger RNA of Miniopterus natalensis, 645 nucleotides long. RefSeq names its product lysozyme g2 (gene LYG2). NCBI's taxonomy places the organism in Eukaryota, Metazoa, Chordata, Mammalia, Chiroptera, Miniopteridae. Gene Ontology annotation, cellular component: extracellular region. Gene Ontology annotation, molecular function: lysozyme activity. The record is from RefSeq and is a predicted model, not a curated record. Gene Ontology annotation, biological process: defense response to Gram-positive bacterium; peptidoglycan catabolic process.
AUGACCAUAUAUUCCUCUGUCCUGUUUGGGGGACUUGUGGCCCUCAUUGGCACUUGCAGGGGCUCUUACCCUUUUGGUCACUCAGUGAACCCUCACAUGCAUCCCCACGUGUGCCGUGGCUGCUAUGGUGACAUCAUGACCAUGGAGCCUCCCGGUGCUGCCUGCGAUUUAAUCGGGUUGAUUAACUGUGGGACUCGUGGUUCUGAAAUGUUUGCUGAAAUGGAUUUGAGGGCCCUAAAGCCUUACCAGACUCUGAUCAAAGAAGUUGGGCUGAGGCACUGCGUGGACCCAGCUCUCAUUGCAGCCGUCAUCUCCUGAGAAAGCCCUGGUGGAGCCAGCCUGCAGGAUGGCUGGGACCACAGGGGACUGAAAUUUGGCCUGAUGCAGCUUGAUAAAAAAACUUACCACCCUGUUGGUUCCUGGGACGGCAAAGAACACCUUUGGCAGGCUGUUGGGAUUCUGACAGAAAGAAUCAAGGCAAUCCAAAGAAAAUUCCCCAUGUGGAGUGUGGCUCAACACCUCUAAGGUGGCCUCUUGGCCUUUAAAUCAGGAAUCGAAACCAUUGCCACCCUCACGGACAUAGAAUCUGAGUUGGUCAAUGAUACUCUGGCCCGAGCGAAAUUCUAUAAAGGACACGGCUUCUAG